Malassezia sympodialis ATCC 42132 is the source of this 1302-nucleotide messenger RNA. RefSeq lists its product as uncharacterized. The record is from RefSeq and is a predicted model, not a curated record. NCBI's taxonomy places the organism in Eukaryota, Fungi, Basidiomycota, Malasseziomycetes, Malasseziales, Malasseziaceae.
AUGCCCUAUGAAGGAUGGACGCCAGAGGCGGGCGCCACCGUGCCGGUGGAGCCGGCCACCUUGUCUGCGCAGGCGAUGUGGACGCGCUAUAUUCAGCCGCGCCGGCCUGUGGUGCUGGACGGAUGGCUCGACGAUGCGUCCUGGAAGGCUCAGCAAUGGACGAACCGGGCGUACCUGGAGGAAAAGGCUGGCGAUGCCGAAGUGAUGGUCGAGCCGGUGCAUCCCAAAGAGCAGUGCUUUGGUACGAGUAUGAAGAGACAGCCUAUGAAGCUGCGUGAGCUCCUGGACCGCCUUCACGAUCCCGCACAGGACGGCACGUUUUACCUGACGACACAGUACGAAGCGGACGCCGAUGACGCCGCGUCCGCGGCGACGGACGAUGGGCCCGGCCUGGAUCCCGUGCUUCCAUCUCCCACGCACAAGCUGCGCGAAGACUUUCCGCUGCAUCCGCGGCUUCUGGGCGAUCUGGUGCUGCAACAGUGCAACCUGUGGAUCGGUAGCGGUACCAAGCAACGGAGCUCGGGGUUGCACCACGACUUUCACGAUAACUUGUACGUUCUCCUUCAAGGGCACAAGCGAUUUGUCCUGUUUCCACCGUCGGCGCACGAGCACUUGCACAUUCGCGGUAACCUCACGCACGUGCACCCGAAUGGCCUGCUCGUGUACGACGACGCACCCAUCCGAGCGGACGGUCUUGAUGAGCUAGAUGCAGCGCAUUGGCGCGUCGUUGCGCGCUCGAAGCGCGCCUCGAAGAAGCGACGCGCGGAUGGCAGUGUGCCUGAUACAUACGCUAUGGCCAAAGAGGCAUGGCGGAAGCUGCGCUCUGAAAGGGAAGGUGACGAGGAAGACGACGACGAGGGAGACGAAGAAGCCGACGACGAUGAUGAUGAUGCGCUUGGCGUGCUCGAUGGCGGUGAUGCAGAGAGCGAAGCGGGCGAGAUGGACGAGGGCGAGGCGCUCCUGGCGAACCUAGACGGUGAUGAGCCGCCGAGUUUCUCGCUCAUAAAGUCAUACCAGCUUCACAAGCACUUUGGGAUCGAGCCAGCGAUGAAAGCGCCUGACGGUGCCACCUCGACACUCGCACCGAGCUCGCAAUGCCCUGUGCCCCUGGUCGUGGAGCUACGUGCGGGCCAAAUGCUCUAUUUGCCGGCCAGCUGGUUCCACGAAGUCACGUCGUGGGCGUCCGAGUCGGGGCCACAUAUGGCCUUCAACUACUGGAUGCACCCGCCCGAUGGCCAGGCAUCUGCCUAUGCGGACGCAGAAGUCUGGGAGGUCAUUCGUGAGCGUGUAGCGGCAUUAUAG